UGGCAGUCUCACGGUCAUAUGAUGAGUCACUUACAAAUAUCAUCUCGUUGAAGAUUUUGCUGUGUUCUACAACAUGAAGACUUGACGGAUCAUACAGUGUGUUACAUUAUCUCCUGAAAGGUUCUGUCGUAGUUCGCUGUCUUGAGAAAAAAAAGUAAAUAAAUAAAUACGUUACGGGCAGAGUGAAGGAGCGAUGUCCACCAAGUUAGAACAGUAUCGGGUACGGAUACGUACUGAGUUGGACAGAGUGGUGGACUUCUGGUUGAAAUAUUCUCAUGACACACAAUAUGGUGGAUUUUUCACAUGUCUAGGGAAAGAGGGAAAGAUCUAUGACGAACUGAAGUAUGUUUGGUUGCAGGGGAGACAAGUGUGGAUGUAUUGUCGCCUGUACCGGACCAUGGAACGAUUUCGCAAGCCUGAGAUCCUAGAGGCUGCCAAAUCUGGAGGGAUGUUUUUGCAGCGCUUCGCUCGAGUUCCCAGUAGCAGCAACCCCUGGAAGUGUGCCUUCUGCCUGACUAGGGAUGGCAAGCCAGUGAAGGUACAGCGGACCAUCUUCAGUGAGUGUUUCUACAUCAUGGCCAUGGACGAGCUUAGCAGGGUCACUGAGGAUAAAGACAUGCAGGCAGAGGCUGAGCAGAUGAUGAGCCAGCUGAUUCAUUGGGUACGGGUAGAUUCAUCAGGCCUGGGGAGGCCUCAGUUGCCUGGAGACACACCUGUCAACAGCAUGGCUGUUCCCAUGAUGCUGCUGUGCCUGGUGCAACAGCUCACAGAGGAGCGGGGACAGGAAGUGGCAGAAAAGUACAGGGAGGUUGGCGAUUGGUGCGUGAAGCAGAUACUGCAGCAUGUCCAGAGAGGUGGCACAGCCAUUUUGGAAAGCGUCACCACGGAAGGAAAAGAACUUCCAGGUUGCCAGGGCCGACUGCAGAACCCAGGCCAUGCCCUGGAAGCAGGCUGGUUCCUGUUUCAAUAUGGAGGGCUUCAUGGGGACCAGGCCCUACAACAGACAGCUGUGGACAAGUUCAUGGAGGUUCCUUUUCUGUCCGGCUGGGAUAAGGAGCACGGGGGGCUUCUCUACUUCCUGGAUGUGGAUGAUUAUUGUCCCACACAGCUGGAGUGGAGUAUGAAACUGUGGUGGCCACACUGUGAGGCACUCAUUGCAUAUUUGAUGGCCUACAGCCAAACCAAAGACUCUGCCUUGUUGGAGCGAUUCUCUGCGGUUUACAACUACACCUUCAGCCAUUUUUCGGAUCCUGAGAAUGGAGAGUGGUUUGGUUAUUUGACACAAGAAGGAAAAGUUGCACUGGAUUUUAAAGGAGGCCCUUUCAAAGGCUUCUUCCAUGUUCCGCGAUGCCUGUAUAUGUGUGAGCAAAUCCUGGACCGGCUUCUUGAUGAACAGAUUUGAGGUCAACAACUGCUGUGAAUACUGGAACUGUAUUUUAUGUCCUAUCCAGUCAAUAUACCAAAUCUGUUGAAUCAUGUUAAGUGAUACUUAUUCAUAAAGGACUAAAAAACGUUUUGUGAUUUAAAAAUAUAUUUGCACCUAUACUCUAGAGUCUUAAAGGAAAGAUUACCACCAUUUUAAUUACAUAAUGCUUGAAAGAUUUAAAGGUUAAUAAUACAUACAAAUCUGUGACAAUAAUUCAUUUAUGGGAACUUUUAUGCAGUGUGUUUGGACCAAAUGUACUUGUUCUUUUUACUAAAUAAACUCUUUCCAUACGUA
This is a messenger RNA of Osmerus eperlanus (European smelt), 1720 nucleotides long. RefSeq names its product renin binding protein (gene renbp). Lineage: Eukaryota; Metazoa; Chordata; Actinopteri; Osmeriformes; Osmeridae. The coding region runs from base 194 to 1402 and encodes 402 amino acids. The transcript has 11 exons. Gene Ontology annotation, molecular function: peptidase inhibitor activity; N-acylglucosamine 2-epimerase activity. The record is from RefSeq and is a predicted model, not a curated record. Gene Ontology annotation, biological process: N-acetylmannosamine metabolic process; carbohydrate metabolic process; N-acetylglucosamine metabolic process.